GGUCACGGAAGCCAGAAAAGGAAAUAUUUUCAAGAAAAAAAAUAUCACAUACUUCAGCCAUGUGGAAGAAGCUCAACUAUAAGAAAGAUCGACUGGAUCUGACAAUAAUAUGGCAGAAUGGCAGUAUGCAUUCCCCAUGACUGAUUGAGAGUGCCUUUGGAAGAUGAGUUUCUCUCUGUGCAUCAAGUUGACAAGGCAUUUGGGGUGGCACACUGAAAAGGAAGGAAAAGAGAAGCGACUGAAGCAAGCUAAAGAAGAAGCUAUGGCAGAAAUUGACCAGUACAGAAUGCAGAGAGAUAAGGAGUUCAGACUGAAACAAUCUAAGAUAAUGGGCUCUCAAAGUAAUCUCUCAGAAGAAGUAGAAGAGCAAACACAAGGGAAGAUAAAAGAACUGAAUGGAAGCUACAACAAAUGCAUGGAAAGUGUGUUGAAGCAGCUUUUGAACACUGUUUGUGAUGUGAAGCCAGAAAUCCAUGUAAACUACAGAGCCACCAACUAAAUGGGCACCCUACUGUUCAAUAAAAGCUAUAUGCAUGCCACC
Messenger RNA from Lontra canadensis (Northern American river otter), 541 nucleotides. RefSeq names its product ATPase H+ transporting V1 subunit G3 (gene ATP6V1G3). Lineage: Eukaryota; Metazoa; Chordata; Mammalia; Carnivora; Mustelidae. The record is from RefSeq and is a predicted model, not a curated record. Gene Ontology annotation, molecular function: proton-transporting ATPase activity, rotational mechanism. The transcript is spliced from 4 exons. The coding region runs from base 164 to 499 and encodes 111 amino acids. Gene Ontology annotation, biological process: proton transmembrane transport. Gene Ontology annotation, cellular component: vacuolar proton-transporting V-type ATPase complex.